GCCCGUUCUCUUCUGCUGGCCCAGCGCACGCACACGGCGAGCUUGACGGGCUACCCUGGCUAGUCCCACUGCCUCCCAGUCUGCGACCUCCAUGCCUCUGCCCCGGUUGCUUAGAUGUCUAUGAACACGGCGCUGCUCCCUCACACUCCCUCCUCCGCCGUCACCACCCCCAGCCCCGUCACCGCCCAGCACCACCGCCAGACCUCUCCGGCCCGCCGCCCCAGCACGCACUCGCCGGCCUCAGGAGCGCCCGCCUCGUCGCCGUCUGACAGCGCUGCUGCCCAAGCCAGCCUGUCCGCGUCCCCGUCCACGGCGCCUGCCUCUGCUCCGCACACGCUCCACCAGCAGCCCUUCUCGCGCCGCUCGACCCUCGCCUCGCGCUUUCCGCUGCUCCGCAAGUCCAGCGGCUCCCACGCCCGCGCCAGCAGCACCUCGCACGCCCUGCCUGCCUCGCUGCUUGCCCCGGCUGCCCCGCGUGCCUCGACGUCGUCCUCCCGUGGCCGCUUCGACACGUCGACGCCAGAGCUGCGCUCCCGCGACUCCUCGACCACUCCCAGCCUCCGGUCCGCCCGCGAGCCCGACGCCGCCAGCGACCGCUCCAGGCCUGCCCUCUCCGCAGCCUCGACGCCGUACUACGCCCCCGACAGCGAGCCCAUCGGCAAGCUGGACAAGCUCCCACAGCCCGCAAAGGCAGCCAAACCAGGCGACAAAAAGAUGCACCAAACCUCUUCGCGGCUCCUCCGCAUGACGGACGAUGAGCGGCCGUACACCAGGGAUUUCAAGGACCUCUUCUCAACUUUGAUGGUGUCGUUGCCGCUCACCCCGCACCGCGUACGGUUCAGGAUGAUCGACUUCACCUUUACCUCCGACGAGGCCAUAACAAACCUAGGCUCGCUCAAGUUUUCGCAAUCCAACCGCAUGCCGGAUCCCAAAGAUGCUUCUCGCGUCGUUACUACGACGACCACCACCACUUUCUCCAUGGCCAAGGAGAUGGCCCGCUCCGUCUGCACAAGAUUUUACGAGGCAAAAUUCAUCGAAUCAGUCGAGGGCAAAUUCGACUUCAACAACAAGAGCUCUGUGUGGCAACUCUCGCCCAAGGGUAUCCACAUCCUAGAACGCUUCUGCGCACGCAAUGGCAUCCAGUCCACGCACGUCAAAGCUGUCAUUGAGUCCUCCCGGAACCCGCACCAGCUCGUUAUUCUCGAGCGCAGCUCGGACACCGACAAGCUGCACCACGACGAGCAGACGAUUGAGAUUAUUUUCCGUCGCUUCGUUGGAAACAGCGCCAACGAGACCUCGUCGGAUUCCGAUUCGAUUCAUGAGUUUGGCAAGUGCGACGUGGGCGUACGGACCAUCAAGCACAAGCCGACACAAAGCCGACCGUAUGAGCACACGUUCAACGGCAGAAACGCCGCUGAGUGGCUCAUGGAUUGUUCCACCAUGGUCGACCGCCGCGAAGCUAUUGAGAUUUGCUCCAUGUUCCUUCAGUUGGGACUCAUCGCUCCGGUCGAUGCACGCAACUCUUCCGAGAAAUUUCAACCUGCGAAGCAAGUGCACUACUACAUGACACAACAUGGCGAGCGUGUUGCUGGGUGGAACCUCAGCGAGGACACGACAGCGCCAAUAGAUUCAAAUGCUGCCAAAGCACGAGACGGCGCUGCUCGUGACUCCAACAGCAACCGCACGAACGUCAUUAUCCGCAACCCCUCCUGGCGCCUGCUGUAUCGCGAGUUCCUCAAGGAAACCAUGUGCGAAGAGAACUUGUCUUUCUACAUCGAGGUACAGGACUUCAAUAAUCAGUAUCGAGCAGCCGUGAAUGCCACGGGAGACAACAAAAUCGAGACAAUCCGUGAAACUCUAGCAGCUGCAUAUGGCCUAUACAAUGCUUUCCUUGCUCCAGGUUCGCCGAACGAGCUCAACAUCGACCACGCCCUGCGCACGCAAUUGGCCACCCGCAUGACCCGUGCUGUUGGUGACGACGCUGCCAUGAUGCAAAGCUUGGUAGAGGUUGCGUCACUCUUCGAAAAGGCACAGAACUCGAUAUUCAAGCUGAUGUCCAGCGACUCUGUUCCCAAGUUCAUCAAGCACCCAAAGUACGCACCGCAACUGCGCGGACUCGAUGCCGCAGCCGCAGCCGCUUACGCCGCCGCACCUGGCACCGCUGCUCGAGCAUGAAACCUGCAAGACUACGAUUUUCUGUUUGACGACCGCCAUCUAUGAUCAUCUUCGGCAAGUGUUCGCAGCGGAUGCAUUAUUCCCCCUCACUGCACUUCGGUUGCAUAUUAUUCUUAUUCGACAUUUUGACUUUAGAC
Paraphaeosphaeria sporulosa is the source of this 2312-nucleotide messenger RNA. Its product is annotated as RGS-domain-containing protein. The record is from RefSeq and is a predicted model, not a curated record. NCBI's taxonomy places the organism in Eukaryota, Fungi, Ascomycota, Dothideomycetes, Pleosporales, Didymosphaeriaceae. Gene Ontology annotation, biological process: intracellular signal transduction. The coding region runs from base 115 to 2175 and encodes 686 amino acids. The transcript is spliced from 4 exons.